Panicum hallii is the source of this 1875-nucleotide messenger RNA. RefSeq lists its product as uncharacterized. NCBI's taxonomy places the organism in Eukaryota, Viridiplantae, Streptophyta, Magnoliopsida, Poales, Poaceae. Bases 113 to 1507 code for a protein of 464 amino acids. The transcript has 8 exons. The record is from RefSeq and is a predicted model, not a curated record. Gene Ontology annotation, cellular component: plasma membrane.
ACUUUCUCCACUCCCCUAACUCGCGAGCUCGCGCAGACAGCGGCGCCGCCCCCCUUCCCUCCUCCUCUCUUCUCCAUCCGUUCGCCGCCGCCCGCUGCUGCCGCGGCACCCUAUGGCCCCGACUGGGCGGCUCCUCGUGGUAGCCGCCCUCUCCAUCCUCUGUUUGCAGGGGCUGUUGCGCGAUUCAGGCGCUGCAUUUGCUCAGGCCCACCCGCCGCCUCACCGGAUCGUCCACGCAGGGGAAAAUGACGGCGGCCUCAUGCCGGAGCUCCCGCCCAGCGGCCUCAUGCCCAUGCCGGAGCUCUCCCCCAGCGGUUCCCCGAAGCCAUUUGUUCCCUUCCUGGCGCCUGCUCCGCUCGCGCCCUUCUUCAACAACAGCACGCCAAAGCUCUCAGGGAAAUGCACAUUGAACUUCACCGCUGUUGAUAAACUGAUGACCACCACAGCCGUCGACUGCUUCACCUCGUUUGCUCCUUUCUUGGCCAAUGUCAUUUGCUGCCCCCAGCUUCAGGCAACACUGACCAUCCUCAUAGGGCAGUCUAGCAAGCAGACAGGGUCUCUUGCGUUGGAUCCCACUGUCGCCAACUAUUGCCUGUCGGAUGUCCAGGAGCUGCUGUUGAGCCAAGGUGCCAGCGAUAAUCUCCACAGCCUUUGCUCGGUCCACCUCUCGAAUGUCACCGAGGGAUCAUGCCCUGUCAGCACCGUGGAUUCGUUUGAGAGUGUCAUUGACUCGUCCAAGCUCCUUGAGGCCUGUCGGAAGAUCGACCCUGUUAACGAAUGCUGCAGCCAGACAUGUCAGAAUGCUAUAAACGAGGCUGCCCAGAAAAUCUCAUCCAAGGAUGGAGGCUUGACGAGCUACUCUGGGAGCCCCAAAAUUGAUAGUUGCAGGAACGUUGUUCUCAGAUGGUUGUCAAGCAGGCUUGACCCACCGUCUGCAAAGCAGAUGCUCAGGCAGAUAUCUAACUGCAAUGUCAAUGGAGUUUGUCCGCUAAGCUUUCCUGACACAAGUAAGGUGGCAAAAGAGUGUGGUGGAACAAUCAAGAACAGUACUACAUGUUGCAAGGCUAUGUUAAGUUAUGUAGCCCAUUUGCAAAAGCAAAGCUUCAUAACAAACUUGCAAGCUUUAAAUUGUGCUUCGUUUCUUGGUGCAAAGUUGCAAAAGAUGAACGUCAGCACGAAUGUCUAUAGCUCUUGUCAAAUAACACUAAAGGAUUUUUCACUUCAAGUUGGAUCUCAAGAAUCUGGAUGCCUCCUUCCAAGUAUGCCUUCGGAUGCAUCCUUUGACCACAUUUCUGGGAUUAGCUUCACGUGUGAUCUGAAUGAUAACAUUGCAGCUCCAUGGCCAUCGUCCAUGCAAGCACCGUCCUCAUCAUGCAAUAAAUCUGUCAAUAUUCCAGAGCGACCUGCUGCGACAUCGGCACAAAAUGGUGUGAACCAAAAGAAUCUGAAGCUAAGGCUGCUUGUUUCUUUGGCCUCCCUUCUUCUGGUGCUCCUGGUACAAGCUUAGCGUGGUCCAGUUUGGCAAAUGGCAAUUAUUGAGAUUCAUUCAGGAGAGCUAACUGGAGGUGUCAGUGAAGAGCUCGAGCAUCAAAGUGUUGUAGGUUCACAUGUGUUUUUGUAAUCUCCUGGUAGCUAUAUAUUAGCGUAAUUUGUUGUAAGGCAUAUAAUAUAAUGAUAGCAAUAAUUUAUAUUCGUUUUGUAUAGCGAGAAAGUGGGGUGGUGAGAUGCGAGAUGCGCAUGGUGACUUGGCUGGAGGGGACGGAUUUCAGCAUUGGUUAACACUCAUAUUGUUCAAUUGAUACUAAUAGAUGGAUCAUGUGAUGCUGGCGUUGUUGAGUAUUAUUUGGCCUGGGCUUGGCGGCGCCAGUUAAGCAA